ACGCCUCCAACCCCACCACGGCCUCGCUCUCCCCCUCCACAACCACCCGACAGAGAUGUCGUUCGUCAAGCUCAGCAUAUUUGGUACCUCCUUUGAGGUUACAACCCGAUAUGUCGACCUUCAACCCGUAGGAAUGGGUGCCUUCGGUCUCGUCUGUUCCGCAAAGGAUCAGUUGACUGGCUCGUCUGUCGCGAUCAAGAAGAUCAUGAAGCCCUUCAGCACACCAGUCCUCAGCAAGCGCACCUAUCGCGAGCUCAAACUUCUCAAACAUAUCCAGCACGAGAACAUCAUCAGCUUGAGCGACGUCUUCAUCUCUCCCCUCGAGGACAUCUACUUUGUCACCGAGCUUCUCGGAACAGAUCUCCACAGACUGCUCACUUCUCGCCCGCUCGAGAAGCAAUUUAUCCAGUACUUUCUCUACCAGAUCCUCCGAGGUCUCAAGUAUGUGCACUCGGCUGGCGUCGUCCACCGCGAUCUCAAACCAAGCAACAUCCUCAUCAACGAGAAUUGUGACCUCAAAAUCUGCGACUUUGGUCUCGCCCGCAUACAAGAUCCCCAAAUGACCGGCUACGUCUCGACGCGUUACUACCGCGCGCCGGAGAUCAUGCUCACAUGGCAGAAGUACGACGUCGCGGUCGACAUCUGGAGCGCCGGCUGCAUUUUCGCUGAGAUGCUCGAGGGCAAGCCGCUUUUCCCAGGCAAAGACCACGUUCACCAAUUUUCGAUCAUCACCGAGCUCUUGGGCACUCCCCCGGAAGAUGUCAUCCAGACGAUUGCUAGUGAGAACACCCUCCGUUUCGUCCAGAGCUUGCCGAAGCGCGAGCGCGUGCCCUUCAGCGAGAAGCUGCACUGCAAUGAUCCUGUCGCCAUCGACCUUCUUGAGAAAAUGCUUGUCUUUGACCCCCGAAAGCGCAUUAAUGCCACUGAGUCGCUCGCACACGAGUAUGUCGCUCCUUACCACGACCCCACGGACGAGCCCGAGGCGGCCGAGAAGUUCGAUUGGAGUUUCAACGAUGCAGACCUUCCGGUAGAUACGUGGAAGGUCAUGAUGUACAGCGAGAUCCUCGACUUCCAUCAGGUUGGCGACUCGCGACUGAGCGGUGGCGUACCGGGAGGCGCCCUUGCAGGUCCCGAUGACCAGACUGCGGCCGUCGCUGCAGCAGCAUAACUAAUCAUUCUAGCCGUCAUCUGUUAUGUCUCUUCAUCUUGCAGUGCGGACUUCAAGUACCUAGACGACGCCUCCUUUUUCAGGGCUUUCGAUCUCGUGCGCUUAUCUCCCGUACGUUACCCGACCUCGCUCAUAACCUCCCUGACACCCAUCCAUAUCCGUUCCCUACGAUUCACGAUCUACUCCCGCUGGCUUUAGCGCGCGCUCUUCAACGUGUCGCUGCGGUAUAUUACUACCUCUCUUGUACGCCUCCAGUCACUGUAUAACACGGCCAGACUCUCCCUGUUGUAAUACCCCGACCCUCUCUCCCUGUCUCAUGUUAUCCGUCCCGAGUGUGAGCGUCGCCGGUGACGGUGUUGACGCUGAUGCGAUCUUGGUCCCAUUGCACUUAUUGUAGUACC
This is a messenger RNA of Dichomitus squalens LYAD-421 SS1, 1569 nucleotides long. RefSeq names its product mitogen activated protein kinase. NCBI's taxonomy places the organism in Eukaryota, Fungi, Basidiomycota, Agaricomycetes, Polyporales, Polyporaceae. The record is from RefSeq and is a predicted model, not a curated record. Gene Ontology annotation, biological process: cellular response to oxidative stress; osmosensory signaling pathway; stress-activated MAPK cascade. Gene Ontology annotation, cellular component: cytoplasm; nucleus. Gene Ontology annotation, molecular function: ATP binding; MAP kinase activity. Bases 56 to 1168 code for a protein of 370 amino acids. The transcript has 13 exons.